Messenger RNA from Callithrix jacchus (white-tufted-ear marmoset), 7565 nucleotides. The record is from RefSeq and is a predicted model, not a curated record. Lineage: Eukaryota; Metazoa; Chordata; Mammalia; Primates; Cebidae.
UUUUUUUCUUCGUGAUGGAGUCCCACUCUGUCAUCCAAGCUGGGAUGCAGUGGCAUGAUUUUGGCUCACUGCAACAUCUGCCUCCUGGGCUUCAGAGAUUCUCCUGCACCAGCCUCCCAAGUAGCUGGAACUGCAGGUGCUAACCACACCCAGCUAGUUUUCGUAUUUUUAAUAGAGACAGGCUUUCACUAUGUAGGCCAGGUUGGUCUCAAACUCCUGACCUCAGGUGAUCUACGGCCUAGGCCUCCCAAAGUGCUGGGAUUACAGGUGUGAGCCAUGGUGCCCAGCCUGGUUUCGUUUUCUUCAUGUUUCUUUCUUUGGUAUUCAUUGAGCUUACUAGAUUUGUGGGGUUAUAGUUUUUAUCCAAUUUUUAAAAGUUUGACCAUUAUUUCUUUAAAUAUUUUUGUCCUCCCACCCUGCAAGUCUCCUUUGAAGACUCCAGUUGCUCAUACAUUAGGACACAGCUCACUGAUGGUCUCUGUUUUGUUUUUUUUUUUUCACACUCUCUUUACUUUCUGUUUCAUUCUGAAAUUUUUUUAACUGUUAGGUUUUCAAGUUUACUUAUCUUUUCUUUCACAAAGUUUAAUAUGUUACUAAUCCCAUCAGUGUAUUUCUAACAUACAAGGCAGUUUUGGUUUUACAAGUUUGAUUUGGGUCUUUUUUCAUGUUAAAUAGCUCUCCUGAACUUUCUGAAUAUGUAUGUAUGUGUAUAACUUAAAGUUGUUUUAAUGCCCUUGCCUGUUCAUUGAACAUCUGUGUCAGUUCUGAGAGGAUAAGAUUAAUUGAUUACCCCUCAUUGUCAGUUGUGCUUUCAUGCUCUUUGCAUGCUGGGUAUUCUUUGAUUGGAUACUGGACAUUGUGACUUUUACCUUGUUGGCUGUUUGAUAUUUUCACAUUCUCAUAAAUAUUCUUGAGCUUUGCUUUGGGGAUGCAUUUAAAUUACUUAGAAACUGUUUGUUCUUUUCAGAUCUUGCUUUUAAGACUUUUUAAGCAGGACAAUUCUCAGUCUUGGCCUAAUUGUUCUGCAUUGCUGGGGCAAGACCUUCCUGCCUUCCUGGAUACUCUACCUGGUGUUCUGUGAAUCUUGAGGUUUUUUUUUUUUUUUUUUUUUUUGUGACUAAUGGAAGCAGGCUCUCUUCUUGGCCCUGUAGGAGCAGCAGGCAUUUUUGUUUCUGAUUCUUUGCGGCAGUUAUUUCUCUAGCUUCAGGCAGUUUCCUCACAGACAUGCACUGAUAAAUACUCAGUUUAAUACUCAAGGGGGAGUAUUUGCCUUGCUAUAAAGGAAUACCUGAGGCUGGGUAAUUUAUAAAGAAAAGAGGUUUAUUUGGCUCAUGGUUCUCUAGGCUAUAAAGAAGCAUGGUGCCAGCAUCUGCUUCUGAUGAGAGCCUCAGGCAUCUUCCUCUCAUGGCAGAAGGCAAGGUGGAGCUGGUAUGUAGAGAUCACAUGGCAAGAGAGGAAGCAAGAGAGGAGACCUGGGUGUGCCAGGCUCUUUUAACAACAGGCUCUCUUGGCAACUAAUAUAGUAAGAACUCACUCCUCUUCUUCCAGGAAUGGCAUUAAUUAUUUAUGAGUGAUCCACCCCUAUGACCCUGACACAUCCCAUUAGGCCCUGCUUCCCCAACACUGGGGAUCAAAUUUCAAUGUGAGCUGUGGAGGGGACAAACAUCCGAACCACAGCAGGGAGCCUCUGCAGAUUUUUACCUUCUUUCUUUGUGCAACUCUCUCCUCCACAGUAUUCUAUCAACAUAAGCUGCCUCUGUGUUCCUGGCCUUGCAGCGAAACCUGCUCACCUCCUGGGGGCUUGCUGGGUUCUCCUUCUCUGUACCGUGGCCUGGAAAUUCUCUCAAGUCAUAAACCUGAGGCAAUCAUAGGGCUUACUCUAUUUGUUCCCCAUCUACAGGGAUUCUAUUUUUUUUUUGGUUAGUGUUCAAUAUUUUAAAAAUGAUUGUUUUAGAUUUUUGUCCAUUUUUGGUUGUUUCCGGUGGGAAGGUCAAUCUUUUUAUAUUCCAUGGCCAGAAGGAGAGGUCAGCAUUUAAUAACAUUUUUUCCUUAUUAUUAUUUGAAACAAGGUCUUGCUCUGUCACCCAGGCUAGAGGGCAGUGGUGCAGGCAUAGCUUACUGUAACCUCAACUUCUUAGGCUCAAGUGACCCUCUUGCCUCAGCUUCUUGAGUAGCUAGGACUACAGGCAUGCACUACCAUGCUCAGCUAAUUGAUUUGAUUUGAUUCAGAGACAGGGUCUCACCAUGUUGCCUAGGCUGGUUCUCAAACUCCUGGGCUCAAGCAAUCCUCCUGCCUUAGCCUCUCAAAGUGUUGGGAUUACAGGCAUGAGCCAUAGUGCCCAGCCAAUAUUUAUAGUGAAAAAUUUCUAUCAUAGAUAAUUUAAAAAUAUCUCUUUAAGUUGCUUUCCCUUUUUGAUUUUGUAUUUUGCUUUUUUUGUUUAUCUUAGUCUUACUAGAGUGUUGUCUAUUUUAUUAGCCUUUUCAAAGAGCAAAAUUCUGAUUGUGCUAGUCCUCUCCAUAAUUUUUUCUCUAUUUUAUCAAUUUCCUUUUUUUCCCUUUUUUUAGAGAGAGGGUGUCACUCUAUCACCCAGGCUGAAGUGCAGUGGCCUGAUCAUGGCUCACUGUACCCUUGAAUUCCUGGGCCCAAAUGAUUCUCCUGCCUCAUCCUCUCAAAUAGCUGGGACUAUAGUUGCACACACCACACCUGCUAGUUUUUGUAUUUUUAGUAGACACAGGGUAUCACUAUGUUGCCAGACUCGUCUUGAACUCCUGGGCUCAAGUGAUUCUCCCACCUCAGCCUCCCAAAUUGUUGGGAUUACAGGCCUGAGACCUGUGCCUGGCUACUUUAUUGAUUUCUGUCUCCUUUUUCCAUUGUUUUCUCCCUUGUCACAAAUUCUUUUUUUGAGUUUACUCCACUGAUACUUUUCAGUUUCUGAGUUGAAUGUUUAGCUCAUUUGGUAUCAGUCUUUCUCUUCUGAUCUGGUCAAAGCUGUAAAUUACUUCCGGGGACUGGAUGCUUUGAUAUGCAGUGUGUUCAUUGGCAGUCACCUCUAAAUGUUCAUUGUUUCCUGCAUGAUUUUCUUUUUAUAGGAGAACCACUUAGAAAGGUUUUGUUUUUGUUUCAGAAAGAGGGGAUUUUUUUGAUAUGUUAAAAAUUGAUCUUAAUAUUACUGACUUGUGACUCAAGAACAGAGUCCGUAUACCAGUGACUCCCUGGAGUUUAUUGUUCUCUGUGGCAUUGUUUCCGAAUGUUCCCUCUGCGGUCAUUGAGCAAGUGUUCUCUGUUGGGAGUUGUAAAAUUUAUAUAGCUGAGGUGGAGAUUAUUACUUGUGAUAGUUCAAUCUUCUAUGUCUUUGCCUAAUUUUGUCUGUGUUAUCCAGCAGUUUCUUAAGGGGAACAUAUCAAAAACUCCAGUCUCCCAUUAAUUGGUCACCUGUUUCUUUGUGUAUUACAGGCUUUUCACUGCAUCUUCUUGAUCAUUUCUUAUUUUUACUUUAUAUAAUAAGAUUCCUCUUUGUCCCUUUAUCAUGAUCUUGCCUUAAAUACUAUGAUCUAAAAAGAAAAUGUGCUAUACCACUUACUUUGUGUUUCAGAUUUGCUUGAUACUUCUAUCCCCCCUUUUCAAUCCCCUUUUUCCAACUUAUGUGGAUCUUUUUUUCUAUCCCCCCUUUCCAAUUUAUCUGUAUCUUUUUGUUUUAAAUUUGUCUCUUCACAUAGUAUAUUUCUGGAUAUCUUUUUUUCUCUAAUUAUAAAUUCUUUCGCUGGGCAUGGUGGCUCACGCCUGUAAUCCUAGCACUUUGGGAGGCCAAGGUGGGUGGAUCACCUGAGGUCAGGAGUUCAAGACCAGCCUGGCCAACAUGGUGAAACCCCAUCUUUAUUAAAAAAGAAAAAAAAGAUAAAUUCUUUUGUUUGUUUGUUUUUUCAACCCAUUUGCUAUUGUAUUAGGACUGAUUAUAGCCAUUUUUUUUCUAUUAUCACACUUUUUUGUUUUGUUUUAAAGAGAUGGCAUUUCAACAUAUUGUCCAGGCUGGAGGAUCCAUCCGCUGCAGCCUUCGGAGUAGCUGGGACUCCUGCAGGCCAGCAGGCUCUUUCUGUUUCCGCUGGGUAGGCUGUAUUUCCUGCUGCUUUGAAGAGUAUGCAGUGAUUAGAUUUCACUCAACUUGGGCCAGGCGCAGUGGCUAACACCUAAACUCCCAGCACUUUGGGAGGCCGAGGUGGGAGGAUCAUGUGAGGUCAGGAGUUUGAGACCAGCCUGGCCAACAUGGUGAAACCCCAUCUCUACUAAAAAUACAAAAAUUAGCCGGGCGUGGUGAUGCAUGCCUGUGAUCCCAGCUACUCGGGAGGCUGAGGCAGGAAAAUCGCCUGAACCCAGGAGGUGGAGGUUGCAGUGAGCAGAGAUCGCGCCACCGCACUCCAGCCCGUGUGACAAAAAAAAAGAUUACACUCAAUCAGUUAAUCCAGGAAAACCUCUAUCUUAAGGUCCACAGGACGAAUUACACAUUGAAAGCCGCUUCCUUCACAGCACUACCCGGAUUAGUUUUUGCUGAGUGACCAGUGCUCGCGAGAGCCGCCCGAGAUCCGCGGGCACACCGGGCUCCCGCCAACACCAGGACCAGGGCGGGAGCAGCCGCGAGGGGGCGCCACGAGGCGUGCUGACUUUGCUCAUGGCGUCCCAAGGCGGCCUCCGCAGGGGCCGUGGAGGCACCCGACUGAGCCUCCACCUCCUGGUCUGGCUUCAGCUCCUUCAGCACCUGCUCAGUGAGCCAUACCAACCCGAGGAGGCUUCCAGAGUGACCCCGGCAAGCCCAGAGGCCCGGACGCCUCCCAUGCACCUGAAAUUCCCGAAGAUUCCGGAAACCUCUUUAGCUCCAGGGUCUCCAGAGGCCGCAGGGCCUCCAGGUUCCCGGGUGACUUCGGCAUCUGCAGUGGGAGACGCCUCGGAAUCCGACGGGAUCUCUGACCUUGGAAGGCGGCUUCCUCAGAAUAUUGUUUCUGCCUGCGGCCAUCGGAUUUCAAGAAUAGUUGGAGGAUUACCGGCCCCAGACAAGAAGUGGCCCUGGCAGGUGAGCCUACAGACCAGCGACGGACACGGACACGGACACGUCUGCGGAGGCUCCCUGAUCGGCAGGCGCUGGGUGCUCACUGCCGCCCACUGCAUCCGUGGCACCGGUGAGGAAUACAAGGUGAAGCUGGGAGACGCUCACUUGCUUGCUGAUUCCAAAACGGCACCGGUGAUCCCGGUUCAAGACAUCAUUUUUCCCAGCAAUUUUGAUGCUACCACUUUGAUAAACGACAUUGCCCUCGUUCUGCUCGUCUACUCUGUGAAUUAUUCCUCACACAUCCAGCCUGUGUGCCUCCCCAAAAAGCUUUUCAAAGUGGCAGCUGGGACAGAGUGCUGGGUGACCGGAUGGGGGCGAACAGCAGAGAAUGGAUCAGGGACACCUGUUCUUCAGGAGGCUGAGCUAAGCAUCAUUCGUCAUGAAAAAUGCAGAGAGGUGCUCAAGAAGAUGGGACACGAGAGUGAAGCGGUCAAGGAGGGGACCGUCUGUGGCUACAGCGCCCAAGGGAAGGAUGCCUGUCAGGGAGAUUCUGGGGGACCCCUGGUCUGUGAAUUAAAUGGCGUAUGGGUCCAGGUGGGGAUUGUGAGCUGGGGCAUUGGCUGCGGUCGCAAAGGAUAUCCUGGAGUUUACACGGAAGUUAGUUUCUACAAGCAAUGGAUUGUUGAUCACCUGAAACAAGCUUCCUGUCUGGAUUCAGCAAACUUUCUCACUCUAUUCCUGUGUCUGGUGAUGCCCCUGGGCGUUCUGGUGACCCCAUGAUCAGACUCCAUUCCACUCUCCUGCUGUUUCUGAGUCUCACACUUAGGUGUCUCCUCUGACCAACCUCCCACUCCUUCUCAGUGCCUUUUCCACAAAUCCUAGUUGGAAUUCAUGGGCCCUCUGGAGAGCCACAAAAUAGAGCAUGGCGGGGAGACUGGGGCCUGGAAAGUGUCCCUGACUGGUGCUCUGGUUCCUUGCCUCCACCGUGCCUGCACCAGGGCUGUGCUCUGCCUGGUGGGAAGGAGGGAUGAACCGAUUCCAGCUAGAGGACCAGCCACCCUGCCAGGGGGCCACAGUGACUCAUUGAUAUCUGCGGGAACAUCUAUCAAGGAAGAGACAUCAUCAACCGUGAAGCAAGCGUAGAUGUGGUUCUGGUUUCAGGACUCCCACCUGAGACUUUGUGAAACCAGCCAGCUGGGCGAUUGCUCAGAGAGUGAAGGGGGCGUUACCAGGUCCCUGCAGAGGUGUGAGGCCUGGGACUUCCACUCUGGCUCAGUUGUCUGGGACUGGGAGAAGUUCCCCUGUAGCCCAGUGUGGUUCCAUCUGUGAGUGGACAGCCUCUGCCACACCAGCUCUUUUGGGGCAACCCAUUCUUGGCACGCCCUUCCUCAGUGCCUAGUGGUCGCUUUCAGGGACACCACAAGUUGUGUUGAGGCAGUUAUGGAGUGUGGAGUUUUCAGAAAUCAACUGAAUAAAUGUUUGGAGAGUCUCCUGUUACUGAAGCUCUGCUCAAUGGGGAGUUUGUUGGCAUAUAACAUACUCUGUAGAGCACUGGUUUCCCAUUUAACUAAGGAAGCUAUUAAAACGUAGAAGGACAGGUGAGGCAGGCCCUGCUUCCUCAGACAUGAGCUCUAGGGAUGGUUUUAGCCAGUGGGUCUUGUUCCCUGUAUACCUGUUAUAGUCAUCAGCAUCACUGCAGGGAGCUCUGUAGUUGAGUUUAACAGCGUUUACAGCUAGGGAUAGGGGAUCAAGAGACCCUGGAACUGGGCCCAAGAGUGAAGCUGGGGUGUGAGAAAUAUUGCUCUUUCUCUACUGCUUCUCCUUGCGGUUCCCUCCCACUUGGUUACCAAAGACGUGCGUUCCUACCAGGAGAAGGGCAAGAGAGAUUCACUGUACUGUACAUAGGUUCUCUUCCCUCAUUACAAUGUCCGCUGUCCUGGAGUCUGUCUCGCUGCUGAUCAACUCCCUCCCAACCUCUUGCCCUUUGACCUUCUAGGGUUGAAUGUUUAACCCCCAGGUAUGGGUGGGCUUCAGUCUGAAUCAGUCCCUUCUAUUGUCUGAGGAAGGCUGAGGCUGAGAGACUGAGAGCUUAAAUCAAACCCAGUCUCUCAAUGAAUAUAGUACUACUUGCUUUAAGAAAAUGCUGAUUUAUUUAUAAAUAAACCAAAUUUAACUUUUUUUCCUAGAACGUCCAAUUCUGGUGUUCUUGAUCAGCAGGUAGCUUUCUCCAUCUCAUGGCUUGCUCUUGGUCCUGUAGUUCAUGCUUUACCUGCAUCAGAAUCUCCUAAGGCUUGUGAAAAUACAGAUUACUGGCCUGCACAGUGUGGCUCAUGCCUAUAAUCCUGGCUACCUGGAAGACUGAGGCAGGAGGAUUCCUUGAGGCCAGGAGCUUGAGCUCUUAAAAAAAAAAUAGCUGGGUGUGGUGGCCUGUUGGCCUGUGCCUGUAAUCCCAGCUACUCUGCAGGCUGAGGCAGGAGGAUGUCUUGAGCCCAGGAGUUUGAGGCUGCAGUGAUGUAUGACCAUUCC